This is a messenger RNA of Phalaenopsis equestris, 2575 nucleotides long. RefSeq lists its product as uncharacterized. The record is from RefSeq and is a predicted model, not a curated record. The coding region runs from base 111 to 2198 and encodes 695 amino acids. The transcript is spliced from 13 exons. Lineage: Eukaryota; Viridiplantae; Streptophyta; Magnoliopsida; Asparagales; Orchidaceae.
UUGACGUCUGUCCCCUUGGGACUGCAGUCGAUGAUGCCCUAAAUUCCGGCUGAAAGUGUUAUUAGAUUACUAGAGCUCGCUUGUGCUGAGAGGGCGGUGGGGGAGAAGAAAUGAGGAAGCGAGACUUGGGGAUUCUUAUGCUCUCUGCCUUUGCAAUCUUCUUCUCUCUGCAGCAUGAAGGUGAUCUUUCCUUUAAGGAGGCUUGGUUCCAUGUCACUGAUGAAUACCCAAUCAAAUAUGAGGCUGAGCGCCUUCCUCCACCAAUUGUUGCUGAUCUGAAUGGUGAUGGAAAAAGUGAAGUGCUUGUUGCGAACCAUGAUGCAAAAAUUCAGGUCCUCGAACCACAUGCUACACGUGUGGAUGAAGGAUUCAAUGAAGCACGAGUAUUGGCUGAGGUUUCUUUACUGCCAGAUAAGAUCCGCAUAUCAUCCGGGAGACGACCUGUUGCUAUGGCAGUAGGCUAUGUUGAUCGCAGUUAUAAACAUGGAGAAAUUAGGAAACAAGUUUUUGUUGUUGUUACAUCCGGCUGGUUAGUUAUGUGCUUUGAUCACAACCUUAAAAAGCUCUGGGAAACUAAUUUGCAGGAAGAUUUUCCACACGGUGCUCAUCAUAGAGAGAUAGCAAUUACUAUUAGUAAUUUCACGUUGAAGCAUGGAGAUGCAGGGCUAGUGAUUGUUGGUGCCAGGAUGGAAAUGAAACAUCAUACCAUGGAUUUCUUUGAAGAAAGCUUGCUGUCUGAUAAAAUUGAGGAGUUGCACCAGGGAAAUGCAAACGAGAAAGGGGCCUCUGGAAUCAAUGCAUCUGUAGAUCUACGCCAUUUUGCAUUUUAUGCAUUUGCGGGCCGCUCAGGUGCAAUCCGUUGGACUAGGAAGAACGAAAAUGUCCAAGUGGAAUCUUCUGAUGCAUUGAUUCCACAACAUAAUUAUAAACUUAAUGCACAGGCCUUGAAUAGUCGUCAUCCUGGAGAGUUUGAGUGCAGAGAAUUCAGGGAAUCACUUCUUGGAGUAAUGCCUCAUCGUUGGGAUAGAAGAGAAGAUACUUCCUUGGAGCUUGCACAUUUUAGAAAGCACAAAAGAAAAUCACUAAAGAGAAUAUCUGGAAAGUCCUCAACAAAUCCUUUGCAUAUGCCUGUUGAAAACAAUCCUCCUGGGAAGGAUUCAUCUAAUAAAAUUGCCAGGGCAAUUGGGAAAGCUGCAAGUUAUGCGGGCUCAGCAAAACAAAAGAAGAGGCAUCUUUAUGUUCCCACCAUAACAAAUCAUACACAGCUUUGGUGGGUCCCUAAUGUUGUUGUUGCGCAUCAGAAGGAAGGAAUAGAGGCUGUUCACAUUGCAUCUGGGCGAACAAUUUGCAAGCUGCAUCUUCCAGAAGGAGGUCUUCAUGCUGAUAUUAAUGGAGAUGGAGUUUUGGACCAUGUUCAGGUUGUUGGAGGACAUGGAGCCGAAAGAACUGUUGUGACUGGUUCCAUGGAAGUGUUGAAGCCCUGCUGGGCUGUUGCGACAUCUGGCGUACCUGUGCGAGAGCAGCUUUUCAAUGCUUCCAUCUGUCACCAUUCACACUUCAACCUAUUCCAGCACGGAGAAUUUGCAAGGAGUUUUGGCAGAAGAGUUGAUUCAGGCGCUUUGGAGGUGGCUACUCCGAUGCUGUUACUCAGAGAUGAUGGCCAUAAGAAUAAAAAAGGAAGUCAUCGCGACGUUGUCUUCUUGACAAGUCAUGGAGAGGUUACUUCAUACACACCAGGGUUGCACGGUGAAGGCGCCACUUGGAGAUGGCAGCUCACAACCGGUGCAACAUGGUCCAAUCUUCCUUCUCCAUCUGGAAUGACCGAAGAAGCUAAGGUGGUGCCUACUUUGAAAGCCUUUUCCUUGCGAGCACACGACAACAAGGAUGUGAUAAUCGCCGGCGGCGACCAAGAGGCUGUGGUCAUCUCUCCUGGAGGCAGCCUUUUAUCUUCAAUUGAGCUGCCUGGCUCUCCUACACAUGCCUUGGUCCUGGAAGAUUUCUCUGGUGAUGGCUUCACUGACAUUAUUCUGGUUACAUCCAGUGGAGUUUAUGGCUUUGUACAAACCAGGCAACCAGGAGCUCUUUUCUUCAGUACACUUGUAGGUUGCCUGAUCAUCAUCAUGGGAGUCCUUUUUGUAUCGCAGCAACUGAAUUCAAUGAACAAGACUAAACCAAGGGCUUCCAGUGAAUACAGAUGAAAUUUAUUGAUUAAUUUGAGAUCACUGGAGCAGAACACAAUAUGACUACCUAUACUGUAUGACCUGUUGGAUCUUCCAGGCUCGCUGCUGCUUGAAGAGUUACCUAUGUACACUGUCAUUCUGUCAUCUGUCAAAAACAUACAUUUUUUUUGUGGAGAUGGUUAUGCUCCUGAGGGAUGCCAAAGAAUAGUUGUUUGGGGUGAUAAUAGAAGUCAUUUUGUUGGUGAUAUUUUUGGUUUACUUAUUUUUCUUUUCAAUGUGUAAUGUAAUGACCCUGUGAAGGCCAUUGCAUUUUAAAUUUUAUCGACGUUAUAUGUAGAAGAUCCAUUUUCUGUAAAACUAAAAUAUUAAUUGUGCUGCAGAGGUAAUCCACACAA